Messenger RNA from Poecilia latipinna (sailfin molly), 661 nucleotides. RefSeq names its product cystatin-like. Gene Ontology annotation, molecular function: cysteine-type endopeptidase inhibitor activity. Gene Ontology annotation, cellular component: vesicle; cytoplasm. The transcript is spliced from 3 exons. The coding region runs from base 66 to 482 and encodes 138 amino acids. NCBI's taxonomy places the organism in Eukaryota, Metazoa, Chordata, Actinopteri, Cyprinodontiformes, Poeciliidae. The record is from RefSeq and is a predicted model, not a curated record.
GCAGCAAGCACCCAAGGUUUAAUUCUUCUUCAGAGGUUUUAGGCAGUUUCACCUGCAGAACAAAUAUGUGGAAGGUUAUCUUUCCUUUUGUUGCCGCUCUUUUAGCCUUUGGGUUGUGUCAGGUGAUAGUCGGAGGCAAAAAGAAGAUAGAGGAUGCAGAUAACGAUGAGGGCUUCCAGAGAGCUUUGCAGUUUGCUGUUGUCCAACACAACAACAGGACCAAUGACACGGUCCUCUACCAGGUCCUCAAGGUGGACUCGGCUGAGCAUCAGGUGGUAGAGGGCUCCUUAUACACCAUGACUGUGAUUUUGCGAAGAACCAACUGUGAGAAGGAGGCACCAGCAGAUGGCUGUGCUGUCCAAAAAUUGCCAGGAUUUGCUCGGCCUCGCCGGUGCAUAUUUGAGGUGUGGAGUCGCCCAUGGCUCAAUGAUACCCAGCUGACCAAAGAAGAGUGUGACAGUGUUGAGCGUACUUCAGAGUGAAAAACUUUUUCCUCUUGAAGAUUUGCAAAGGUUAAUGCCUUUACACCCCAUCAAUGUCAUGUCAGUAAAUGCAACUUUCAAACUUUACUGAAUUUGUCAUUAACCUCAAUAAAGAUCUGUAUUCUGCAAUGCAAAAUCAAAGUUUCACUAUGGAUUCAUUAACAAACAAAAAAGCACAA